This is a messenger RNA of Funneliformis geosporum, 146 nucleotides long. The record is from the annotation of a GenBank genome assembly. NCBI's taxonomy places the organism in Eukaryota, Fungi, Glomeromycota, Glomeromycetes, Glomerales, Glomeraceae.
UGAAUGAUAUAGAAAUAUUUUUAACCUCUAUAAGGCAGAAAAAUGCAAACCAAAUUGGAAAGUAUGAGAUGUUGUAUAGUGGAUUAUUGGUUGGAGAGCAUCAUUUUAGGAAUUCAAAUUUAUCAAAAUUGUCUAUGACCGUAUAA